Messenger RNA from Microdochium trichocladiopsis, 782 nucleotides. RefSeq names its product membrane magnesium transporter-domain-containing protein. Gene Ontology annotation, biological process: protein folding in endoplasmic reticulum. Bases 53 to 577 code for a protein of 174 amino acids. Gene Ontology annotation, cellular component: EMC complex. The record is from RefSeq and is a predicted model, not a curated record. The transcript has 2 exons. Lineage: Eukaryota; Fungi; Ascomycota; Sordariomycetes; Xylariales; Microdochiaceae.
GCUAGACAGCAGUACUGGCAUAUCUCUGUGUGCGCGCUGUCAUUAUUUGCUAAUGCGACUGAUUGCCUGUCAUCAUAUCAGGAGCACGACAUCAGCACUUUGCGGGCACGGGGAAGCGACAAACAACAACAGACCUCACGCGGCAACAUCGGCGACCAUGGGCUGGAUCUCCAAAUCAACGUCGGCAUUUGGCUUGCUGCUAUUAGCGCACGCCUGCUAUUCUGCCCACGAGCACUCUGCACUACUCGCCUACCGUACGGCAUCUCUUGCAUCCCUCGCAGCGCCGCAGGCAAAUGCCGCGUCUUCACUGCCGAUAGACAUCACGAUCGAGACCAUUGUGGCAACUCUGAUCAUCAGCCUUGGGCUUGUGUUGGGAACUUCGACCCUGCGCCCUAUCCAGUGGCGCGUGUGGGCUGGGCAAAUUGAGAGAGAAGGAGAAGCCGGGUUCAAGAAUAGCAGUGGCGAGGUCGACAAGACAUACAUUGGCAACCCGUACCGCCUGCUGGAAAGCAGGCCAGGAUUCGUGGACAUCCGGAAGCAGAGAAAAGAAUUCGCGGACUGGGUCAAGGCCAAAUAGAUGGUUGUUCCAGCGCGCGUAGAUGUCGCCGUUCGUUAUAUAGCGCCGUUGUGAUGGUCUCAAUAUGACUGGGUUCGUUGCAGGACAUGCUCGCCAGAUGUCUUGUCCUGCAUAUCGAUACAUUCUCCGACCGCAUUAUCUCUCGCGUACACUCGUAAACGAAGCUCAAACAAGGGAGCACUUUUUGGAUGCUCAAGGCGAUGGG